Messenger RNA from Aspergillus tanneri, 1800 nucleotides. RefSeq names its product acyl-CoA synthetase. Gene Ontology annotation, biological process: fatty acid metabolic process. Gene Ontology annotation, molecular function: medium-chain fatty acid-CoA ligase activity. Bases 1 to 1800 code for a protein of 599 amino acids. The transcript has 2 exons. NCBI's taxonomy places the organism in Eukaryota, Fungi, Ascomycota, Eurotiomycetes, Eurotiales, Aspergillaceae. The record is from RefSeq and is a predicted model, not a curated record.
AUGGCCGUUGUGUCCGCCCAAACCAACCGCCAAUAUGUUGCCUGGAUGUCCGCGCUGAGUCUCGCCGCUCUCGUCACCGUCCCCUUGCUCACAUCCAACCUACUGCGCAAUCGCAAAUCCAACAGGUCGGAUCACCUCCUGUCGUUGAUGGCGAUCCCCUCACUCCCCAUAUUUGCCGAGGCAAGGAGAAUCGCGCAGGAUUAUCCCGAGAAGGUCGCCAUCGUCGAUGCCACCAAAGGACAGCGCUUCACGUUCGGACAGCUACUGGCCGACGCGUCCGCGCUGAAGAAGCAGAUUCUAGAGAGAUUGAAGCUCACCGAGACCGCGGAUCUAGCCGAACGGCGCGUUGCGUUUCUCGUUCCCAAUGGAUAUGACUACGUGGCCACCCAAUGGGCCGUCUGGGCCGCCGGGGGAGUGUGUGUUCCGCUCUGUAUGUUGCCGACCCUGUUUGUCUCCCGACUCAUCGCUAACCCCGGGCCUCUCAUUCAAGGCACCACACACCCCGUCCCUGAAUUGCUCUACACGAUCGGCGAUUCGGAUCCCUCCCUGGUUAUUCUACACCCAUCAUUCGACAAAUUCGACCAACAGUUGCGCGAUGGAAUCUCCAAAGACAUACCAUUCAUGUCGCUUACCCCCUUCACACAAGCCGAAACCCCCCAAUCCAUAACGCUGCCUCCCUUCAGCCCGGCCUGCUUCAUGGACCGACGCGCCCUCAUGAUCUACACAUCCGGCACGACCUCCAAUCCCAAGGGAUGCGUCACCACCCAUAAAACCAUCACGUUCCAGGCGAAAUGCCUGGUCAAAGCGUGGGAGUACGGCCCCUCCGACCACCUCAUCCACGUUCUCCCUCUGCACCACAUACACGGCAUCAUCAACGGCCUCGCUGCGAGUCUGAUCAGCGGCGUGACCGUCGAAAUGCACCCCAAGUUCGACCCCAAGGUGAUAUGGGACCGAUGGCAGGAUAAAGGAUCAUCGACCAUGUUCAUGGCCGUGCCGACCAUCUACUCGCGUCUUGUCGACUACUACGAGGCCAACAUUCACGGCACGGUGAAUGAGAAUGCCGCCAGGAGCGGCGCCAACGCGCUCCGACUCGUCGUCAGUGGCUCCGCAGCGCUCCCCACCCCCAUUAAGUCCAAGUUUGCUGCCAUCACGGGCCAGACCCUGCUGGAACGAUACGGAAUGACCGAGAUCGGAAUGGGGAUCAGCUGCGGGCUGGAGUUGGAGAAACGCAUCGACGGCAGCGUCGGCUGGCCUCUGCCGGGGGUUCAGGUGCGAUUGACGGACAAGGAGACCGGACAGGUGAUCGAGUCGGUGGAUGAGGACGGUAUGAUCGAGAUCAAGGGUGAUAAUGUCUUCCGGGAAUAUUGGGGUCGACCCGAGGCCACGGCCAAGGAGUUCACCGAGGACGGAUGGUUCAAGACGGGGGAUGUAGCAAGGCGCGACGCCUCCGGUGCCUAUUUUAUUCAGGGUCGGGCUUCCGUCGACUUGAUCAAAUCAGGCGGAUAUAAGAUUUCUGCGCUGGAAGUGGAGCGUAAAUUGUUGGGACUGGAUGCCAUCCAGGAGGUUGCUGUAGUGGGACUGGCUGAUGAGGAAUGGGGACAGCGCGUGGCUGCAGUUGUGAAGCAACGCGAAGGAACCGAGCCCCUAGGCCUCCAGACGCUACGCACGCAACUCAAACAGGAGAUGGCACCGUACAAGAUCCCGACGGUGUUGAAGGUCGUCGACGGGAUCGAACGCAACGCAAUGGGGAAAGUAAACAAGAAAACAAUUAUACAGAAGUACUGGCCUGAGAGUGCCUGA